AUGAAUUUUUUAACCUUAUUUCUAACUAUUCAAUGUUUGAUGGUAGGAACUGAAUGUUGUAUGCGAAUGGUUCCGCCAGAUGAUGUCUAUAUUCCGAGCACAUUGGCACCUGUGGAAAGUACUAUGGCUCCUGGGGUGAGCACAAUGACUCCUGGGGGUAUUUAUACCUCAGCGGAAACCGAGGCGCCUGAGGUAACGAUGAUGACAACACCCGCAAUGGAAUCAUCAACCGUAACAGAACAACUAUGCAAAAUUAGUGCAGCCACGUGCCCAGAUUUGGCGUCAGUGAUCUCAGGUCAAGUAGCCAUGACAACUGACACGGACGGAUGCAUUGAAUUAUCGUGUGUACCUGGAAAUGAUCCAUCUCUUACUGCUUCAUUUGAUAACAGUGAAAUACCACCACCUACUCCAGGUGACGUAGGUGAUGAUUUUUCGAUUAGAGUCCCAUUACCGCCUCAAGAAGUUGUCGGUGGAUUAAGUGGAUAUUAUGGACUCGUGUGUGAGAAUAAUAAGUUGAAGGCAACGAAGUAUCCACUUGGAAUUGACACUUAUACCGGCAGUGGUAUUUUUGGAGCGGAUGGGUCAUAUAACGGGAAGAAAUCGGCUCUAAACAUUGUACAGUGCGAGUGAUUUUUCGGAUUGUAUGAUGAACAUAAAUAUUGAUGAUUUA
Caenorhabditis elegans is the source of this 670-nucleotide messenger RNA. It is a transcript of the gene F16G10.9, whose product is annotated as DUF281 domain-containing protein. Bases 1 to 630 code for a protein of 209 amino acids. The transcript has 5 exons. The record is from RefSeq and is marked reviewed. NCBI's taxonomy places the organism in Eukaryota, Metazoa, Nematoda, Chromadorea, Rhabditida, Rhabditidae.